UUUUCCCGGCAGAAUAGAGCUACCGAGUCACGUUUGACGUGAGAGAAAAUGGGAAAUUGAAAAAUUUGUCGACUUCAAUUUUUGCAAGUUUUUUAAUUUCGUUAUCUGAACAGGUGAUUGGUCGAACCAACAAGUUACUUAUUUCUAGAAACUCGAGGGAGGACUGGCGCUUGGAUGCGGCGACGAAAAUCCCAGGAACGUAAUACUCGAACGAAAGUCGUGACGUCCCCGAUGCACGAAUCCAAUCCGCGAUGCUCCGAUUUUUUUUAUUGCCGUUUCUACUUCAGUUGUGCCGCGGAUUCACCGGAAGGGGAUUGCAUUAUCCAGGACGAUCGGAUCUAUUCGAAUUAUCGGUGAUACACAUAAAUGAUUUCCACGCGAGGUUCGAGCAAACAGGGCCCCGAUCCGAAGCGUGUCACGAAGGUGAGGAGAAGGAUUGCAUCGGCGGAAUCUCAAGAGUUUCCACCGCAGUGAAUCGUUUAAUGAAUGAAAGACCGAAUCCAAUUUUCUUGAAUGCCGGUGACCAUUACCAAGGGACUCUUUGGUACAACGUUCAUCGUUGGAACGUGACUGCUACAUUUAUGAACAUGUUACCGCACGAUGUCAUGACAAUAGGGAACCACGAGUUUGACGAUGAAGUCGCUGGUGUGGUUCCCUUUUUAAAAAUGGUCAAAGCACCAGUGGUAGUUACCAAUAUUGAUGCAAAUGAAGAGCCAAUGAUACAAGGCCUCUACGAGAAUAGCACGAUAAUCGAAAGGAAUGGAACAAAAAUCGGAGUUAUUGGUGUUCUUAUUUCGACGGCAAAUACAAUUUCCAGAACCGGGAAAUUAAAAUUUCUGGACGAGGUGGAAUCGGUGAACGACGAGGCCAGGAGAUUGAAGUCUCAGGGUAUUGACAUUAUUAUCGUUUUAAGCCACUGUGGACUGAAGGUGGAUAGAAUAAUGGCUGCCAAGUGUCCUUUGAUCGAUGUCAUCGUCGGUGGACACUCCCAUACGUUUCUUUACUCAGGACCACCCCCCUUUAUCGACCAGCCGGAAGACGAAUAUCCAGUGAUAGUGAUUCAAGAGGACACCAACAGAACGGUGUUGAUCGUUCAAGCAGCUGCUUUCACGAGAUACUUGGGGAAUCUAACAGUGUGGUUCGACGCGAAUGGUGAGGUGGUUGAUUGGGACGGAAAUCCGAUUCUGCUUGAUUACUCUAUCGAACAAGAUCCUGAGAUGCUGAAGGCUUUGGCACCUUGGAAAGUGAGCGUCGACGAGAAGGCAAAAACAAAGAUUGCUCGAAGCAGAGUUUUCCUCAACAACAAAUGUCGCAGAAACGAGUGCAACCUUGGAAAUUUGAUUACAGACGCUAUGGUUGACGCUUACGUAGACAAAGCGGAGAACAAGACUGUUUGGACAUACGCUGCAGUUAGUGUUACUAAUCCUGGAGGAAUACGAGCUCCUAUAGAUUCCACAACUCAAGAUAUCACUUUUGCCGACUUGAUCAUGGCUCAACCCUUCGAGAACACGUGGGACAUCCUCGAAUUAAAUGGCAGCUGCAUCAUACAGAUCCUAGAAAUGAAAGACAUUCUCACAUGGUCAGGCAUAAAAGUGGUUUUUAAAAUCGAAGGGGAUACCAGAAAGGCAGUAGAUGUUAAAAUAAGGUGUCGAGCUUGCGAGGUGCCAAUGUACGAAGAUCUAGUAUUAGACCAAUGGUACAGACUCGUGGUUCCGAGCUUCUUAGUUCAAGCUGGAGAUGGAUUCGACCCAUUCGUAACCUGUGGCAGAAAUCACGAAAUCGGAUUCGUAGAUUGGGUGGUACUGUCUAAAUACAUGAAGAAGAUCAGCCCUAUAUUAACUGGACAAGAUCGUCGAGUGAUCUUUAUAGAUGAAACUAAUUCCUAGUUGGCUCGAAUGAAUACUCCUCUUUGGAAAAAAAGGACACGCAAGGAAAACUUUUAAAUUGAAAGACUUUGUAGAAUCAUCUGCCGUAAAAUGAUAUUAAGCAGUAUUGUAUUUGAAUCAAAGUGAAAUCGUGCGAUAAAUGUAAAUUUGUGACAAGCGCGGCGUGAUCUCGUUUAUCUCUUUGAUAAUGUACUCGGAUAAUUAACGCAAGAAUUGAAUAAUAUAAAAAUGAAAGGAAAUAACAUUAUAUUCAUUCUUUUAUAAUACGAAAAGAAACGCGAGGAUUAAUAACGGAAUAGUACAAAGUGCCAUCGGAUUUUGUCCACGAAUUUAAAUUUAAAUCACUGUUUGGUUCAUAUUCGUAAAGGCAUAAAAUCACUUGGAGAACCGCUAUCAACAUCGACUAUCCAUGUCAAUAAUUUCAUGAAUUCUUUUUCCAACAGAUAAAUUUCUACUUCUACAAAGUAUUAUUGUAGAUAUUAUACGAUUAAAGCACACAACAAUGCAAAAAGAAACUUCAAAGCUCUUCUCAACGAGCUGAACUCGAAGCUGGAGGGGCGCCUCUGUUUCAUUUCAGCUUGUAAAUUCAAAACAAUUAAAAUCGCUCGUUAACUUGCUGUUCAAUCUACGCAUCCCCCAAAGAGAAAGAAAAUCGAGUUACGACAGAUCGAUCAGUUUCCUCGGCAUUUCGCUCAAGAAAUAUUCGCUUUUU
Molecule: messenger RNA, 2598 nt
Organism: Frieseomelitta varia
Lineage: Eukaryota; Metazoa; Arthropoda; Insecta; Hymenoptera; Apidae
Product: apyrase-like
Exons: 12
Coding region: 252-1886 (544 amino acids)
Biological process (GO): AMP catabolic process
Cellular component (GO): plasma membrane
Molecular function (GO): metal ion binding; 5'-nucleotidase activity; nucleotide binding
Source: RefSeq, a predicted model, not a curated record